AUGCUUGCAUACUAUUUGAUGUAUCAACCAGAAUACAAACCACUGCAAGUGGGAAAGAAGAAAGUAAAGUCGGGCUGUAAGACGUGCAAAGCUCGCCGGGUUAAAUGUGACGAAGGUCGACCCGCGUGCCGGCGCUGUGUCUCCACGGGCCGCAUCUGUGAUGGUUAUGGAAUCUGGGGAGGAGGUGGGAGUCCAUAUCAGCUGCAGAGCAACCGAGCGCCUUCCAUCCACUGCACUCCAGUACCGGCUGGUAGUCUCAGCCACGAAGAGCAACAGUACUUUGACUGGUUUAUGUUCAAGACGACUAAGAAGUUUACUGGCUUGUUUCCCUCCGAUUUCUGGGAAGUGUUAGUCUUCCAAGCCAGUGUGCAAGAACCCUCCGUGCGCCAUGCGGUCGUUGCCCUAUCUGCAGCCCAUAAAUUCGAAAAUAACAAGCCUUGGAAAUUUAUGUCACAAAAUAACCUCGAAGCUGAGCAAUUCACUUUGCAACAAUACAACAAGGCAAUCCACUGUCUUCAAAAGACUACGAGUAGUAACACUAAACACACUCUUCGCGUGGCUUUGAUAACAUGCAUGGUUUUUGUCACACUGGAGUAUCUGCGAGGCUCAUACGAAAUGGGCAGUGCCCAUCUUCGCUACGGUAUCCAGCUUCUGUCUACUAUCUCGGCACCGAAGCCUCGUUCUGCAAUGAGCCCAGCCAUCCUAGGUCCAUCAGAUGACUUUGCACACAACGCUUUGAUUGAUUCUUAUUCCCGUCUCACAAUUCAGUCUGCCAUGAUUGGCCAUGUUCCAGCGCAUAUGUGUGUUCUGACUCGAGACCCGCAGACUCAUUCUCUACCAUAUGAAUUCUCCUCCAUAAAAGAUGCACGACAGGCACUCGACAACUUACUUAACAGAAUAUACUGUCUGAAUCAAAGUUACUCUGGCCCCCAAGAAAUAAAAGCACCGGCAGAAGACCCGCAACUGUUUAAAACACAGGGCAAGAUUCUAGCAGAUCUCUGCUUCUGGCGCAAAGCAUAUGAUGCCUCACUCGUGCGUCUCGAGGCAGAAGCAACUCAGGGUGAUAAGCUUGCCUUUUUACUUUUACGUGUAUACUAUGAGAUGGCGAUCAUAAUGGCAUCUGCAUGUCUUUCUACCGAGGGCGAGUCAAUCUAUGACUCCUAUACCGAGAAGUUUAUUUUGAUACUGUCCAGCUUCCUCGAUAUGUGGAGGUAUUAUGAAAACCAAACGAAGGCAGGGAAUCUCGGCUUGGGUGCUCCCAGUUGUAACGGACUAGGUUUUACCAUAGACUCCGGCUUCAUCCCUCCAAUAUAUUACACAGCGCUCAAAUGCCGCGUGCCUCGCAUUCGUCGACAGGCUAUUCGCAUACUGCGAUCAGCUCCACAUCGAGAAGGAGCUUGGAAUGGACUCAUUCUGGCUGAUAUGUUGGAGGAAGUGUUGCGAAUUGAGGAAUAUGGUAUUUUGCUUGAAGAUCCUAUUAUCGACGAGCCUAUCAUGGAAAUACCUUUGACACAUAGACACCCUUCCCUGUUCAAAGUUCAGGCGUUGUGCCGUAUAUCUGAUGCUGCGGUGAUUCAUCCAACUGCGGCACGUGGUGAUGCUUUUAUGAGUUAUAGGCAGAUGUUGGAAGAUGGUACUUGGGCGACUUUCGAGCGAAGGAUUCCACCAGGCGUGAUGAAUAACACUUCCGCGUUCAUAUUUUAG
Messenger RNA from Penicillium taxi, 1704 nucleotides. RefSeq names its product Zn(II)2Cys6 transcription factor domain-containing protein. Gene Ontology annotation, molecular function: DNA-binding transcription factor activity, RNA polymerase II-specific; zinc ion binding. Lineage: Eukaryota; Fungi; Ascomycota; Eurotiomycetes; Eurotiales; Aspergillaceae. The transcript has 2 exons. Gene Ontology annotation, biological process: regulation of DNA-templated transcription. The record is from RefSeq and is a predicted model, not a curated record. The coding region runs from base 1 to 1704 and encodes 567 amino acids.